Molecule: messenger RNA, 2675 nt
Organism: Neoarius graeffei (lesser salmon catfish)
Lineage: Eukaryota; Metazoa; Chordata; Actinopteri; Siluriformes; Ariidae
Gene: prkag2b
Product: protein kinase, AMP-activated, gamma 2 non-catalytic subunit b
Exons: 15
Coding region: 156-1694 (512 amino acids)
Source: RefSeq, a predicted model, not a curated record
UAACAGCGUUAAGGAACUGGAGUGGCUCCAUUUUAAUCACGCUUCCGUGAGUUCAGGAACUCAUCGAGCUGUUUGUCAGAACUUUCUGCUUUUACACUUUAUACACAGAGAGAGAGAGACACAGAGAGAGAGACAGAGAGAGAGAGAGAGAGAGCAUGGGCAGCACGGCGGCGGACACGAAGGCGCGCGACUCCUCCAAAAAGAACACGAAGAAGAGGCGCGCACUGCGGCUCCACAUGCCUGUGGAAGAGCCCAUCUCACCAUAUACAUCUAAAGGGUUUUCAUUGAGAUCUCCACUACCUCAACCUGUGAGCCCCAUAUCAGCUCCUCACUGCUCCCGGACAUCUCCCAAUUCCCCUAAAACCAUCUUACCCCACCACCAGGACUCUUCUCCUAAAUCCCCCCACCGUCUCAGCUUCAGUGGUAUCUUCCGCUCGCCGUCUAAUCCCUCCAGCAUCAAGAUCUUCUCCAGAUCCCGGAAAGCGUCUGGCCCCAUGUCUCCGCCCACCACACCCACUCAGAGCACCAAUCCUCUGCUUUUCUCAACGGACGAGAGACGACUGCGCUCGUUCUCGUCUCCACCUGAUACGGGCCUUCAGCGCUUCAGUCUGGCUUCAGCAAGCUCCACCUCCUCCAGCCCCAGCCCCGUCACAUAUAGCCCCUCCUCCCGCCCAGUAUACAGUUCAACUGAAGCCAUGUUUGAGAAACUGGACCUCAGUGAUGGCGAGCCGAGCUAUGAUAUUUACACACACUUUCUGAAGUGCCACAGGUGCUACGACCUCAUCCCGACCAGCUCAAAGCUAGUGGUCUUUGAUACGACACUACAGGUCAAGAAAGCAUUCUUCGCUUUGGUCGCUAAUGGGGUGAGAGCUGCUCCACUGUGGGACACCAACCAGCAAAGCUUCGUAGGAAUGCUGACGGUCACAGACUUCAUCCGAAUUCUGCACAGAUACUACAAGUCACCUCUCGUGCAGAUAUACGAACUGGAAGAGCAUAAGAUUGAGACGUGGCGAGAACUCUACUUACAGGAAACAUUCAAGCCCUUGGUGAAUAUUUCACCUGAUGCAAGUAUAUUUGACGCAGUUUACUCCCUCAUCAAAAAUAAGAUCCACCGGUUGCCCGUUAUCGACCCAGUCUCAGGGAACGCCCUCUACAUUCUCACACACAAGAGGAUCCUGAAGUUCCUGCAGCUGUUUGUGCGCGAGAUGCCCAAGCCGGCCUUCAUGAAGCAAUCGCUGAGCGAGCUCGGCAUCGGCACGUAUGACAACAUCGCCUUCAUCCAGCCAGACACGCCCAUUAUCAAAGCGCUGAGCGUGUUUGUAGACAAGAGAGUGUCAGCGCUGCCUGUUGUGGAUAACACUGGAAAAGUCGUGGAUAUUUAUUCCAAAUUUGAUGUCAUAAACCUGGCGGCGGACAAAACGUACAACAACCUGGACAUGAGCGUGACGGAGGCGCUGAAACACCGCUCGGAGUACUUCGAGGGAGUGAUGAAGUGCAGACAACACGAGACCCUGGAGACCAUCGUGGACAGGAUCGUUAAGGCUGAGGUGCACAGGUUGGUGGUGGUGGAUGAAGACUCCAAGAUUGAGGGCAUCAUCUCUCUAUCAGACAUCCUCCAGGCUCUGAUUCUCUCUCCUGCAGGCUUAAGCAGGAAGGAGGAUAAAACGGAAACGCAAGGCAGGGCGAAGACAUAGCGAGCGUUACGCGAGUUCACUCGAGACCCUGAGAGAGACGUGGCUUUGACACGCAGUACGGCCGGACCUUGUUGUGAUCUACUGUGUAAAUGUUUGUAAUAUUUGUCCUGCUGUACUGUACUCUGCUCUGUUUUAUGGGCUCAGCUGCUGCUCCAUUUCACCAUUUCUCAGGAUGGAAAUGAGUCGCGCACUACAGGGAGAUCAUCUCGUACGCUACGUGGCCGAGUCGUCGUCGUACUCGUCAUGUGUCGGAUGGAAACCUGCUGGAAUUUACGGUGGUAGCUUUAACGAAUGUCACCAGCAUCUGUUUUUUUUUUUUUUUUUGAAUCGGAGAAAUCCUUGUUGACAUCUGAAGCUGCUUUCACACUUUACAUUUAAAAAAAAAAAAAGUGCCCACUGUAACCAUGACAACACUGCUACCCCUUCUGCCUUCUGAUUGGAUAGUACAAGCUACAAUUAGUUCAAUAUUUGUAAAUGGCUUCGUGGUCCACGCUAAAAUGAAAUAAAAUAAGGAUCUGAUGUGCCUUAUCGUAAAUCGAGAAUAAUUUACACUUCCAGGUUUCUGUUAGUUUUUCCUGACUUGUCUCGGAAAUGAAACGGAGGCAGAACGUGGUCGCUUUUAAAAAAAGCCUGAAAGAACGAACAAACAGAGGAGGAGUGAAAACUGUGAAAAAGGAGCCAGUCAAAAUGGAAAACGUAGAACAUUUCGAAUCGAAAAGAUUUUAUUGCCAAUAUUCCGACGUUGCGAUUCAGAGGCCGUGUGAAAGCAGCCUUAAAAGUUAUUUUGCUCGGAGGUGAUGUUAAUAAAUGGACGAUAAAUGUCUGAGAGUUCUGCUAAAAUCUGCUGUGGCUUUAACGUUAAAAAAGACAACUGAAUGUACGAAAUCCUUUAUCGCUGAUAAUCAGAUAUGAUAUUAUAUAUAUACACACACAGAGUGAUGAUCAACAUGCAAUAAAACAAUCCCAUGAUUCUGAUCACCA